This is a messenger RNA of Petromyzon marinus (sea lamprey), 1652 nucleotides long. The record is from RefSeq and is a predicted model, not a curated record. Lineage: Eukaryota; Metazoa; Chordata; Hyperoartia; Petromyzontiformes; Petromyzontidae.
AUGAAUUUGACGGCCCCGACAUCGGCGACAAUAUUGUGCGUGCAAAUCUCCGUGAAUAUCAUCAUGCUACAUCUCAUCCUGCCCUUCACGACUGUCCUCGUGAUCGUCCUUGUGGAGAAACAGGCGCUGCGUGAGAAGCCCCAGUUCAUUUUCUUUACCUCUCUAAUGAUCAACGAAGUGAUCGUUUACCUUGUGCGCAUUAUAUUCAUCGCCGUACAAUUGGGCAACGUGCCGAUUAGCAGCUCAGUGUGCAAUGUGUACCAAUCAUUAGUUUCCGUUUACCUGGCAAAUGAUUUCUACAGCUUAGCGGCCAUGUCCAUUGACAGAUGCAUUGCGAUUUGCUGGCCACUGAAGUAUAACAUGAUACUGUCCCCCGUCAGAGUGCGUAACGCCGUGAUCACCAUCGCCUUGGUUUCCGCUUCGGUGCCAUUUGCCCUGUUCCUCGCAGAGGAGAUUUUGGAGAAGCACCACAACCCAAACAUGCUCUGCACGGUGGACAAUGUGACCCUCUUCAAAACGGGACAGAUGCGCGUGUUGUACUCCGUUUUCCGCGUGUGCGCCUCCUCACUUGUGGUUGUGCUGAGCUACAUUCUCAUCUAUCGGGAAGGACGUCGAGCGGGCGUGUUUAGCGUAGAGAAUGAGACUGGCAGACGCUCCAUUCUCUACCACGGACUGCAGCUGUCCUUGUUCAUCCUGCCCACAAUACUGCUGCAAGUCCUGGCUGCAUUUGGGAGACGUAUAGCAAUUUCAUUCCAAACGUAUGAGGCUAUUCUGAUGACACACCUGGUCGUCUUUUCAGUUGCACAAGGCCUCGGCCUGGUCAUCUACGGCCUCAAAAUCACGCACCUCAGAAAGAACAUGUGUCGAGUUUUGGGGAUUAACCGAGCUGCUAUUGGUGUUCAUUCGUAGAGAAGCAGGACACGUAUGUGGUUGUGUGAAUUGAGGCAAUUCAUCUGUUUUCAUUGCCUUGUGCUUUGACUAAAGUGGGCUACAGAGUCCGACACAUCAUUGAACACGAUUUAGAAUGUCGAUUAGCAAUGAUCUGUGCCUCGAUUUUUCACAGGACGUGAGUAUAUAUGUUUAAUAUGGGUGGAAAUUAAAUGCAUUGUCGCAAUUCAAGGUAGCGAUUCAAUAUGUAUGGAUAUUCUUUUUACGUUGUGAUGCAGGGUAGCAACCACGAGUGGCUUAAACAAGUGGUCAUGCAGAUACAUUAGACAACAGAUUGUACGUAAAAAAGCAUGAACUCUUAUCAAUGACGCCUUGAAUGGUGCUGUUUGGUGCUGGUCGCUUGGCAUAUCGUGCCUUUGAGCCUGUGCUCAAGAACCGUGAUUUAAAAAUACUAAUUGAAAAUCACUCAUUGUUAAUCACGUGACACGUUGCAUCUAUUGUGAGCUCAAUAAUCCCUAGUAAUGAGUGAAGACAUCGUCCCACCCAUGCUAAUGUGGUUAAUUCUGACGUUAUGAAUUCGCGUAAUUAAUUGCUAUGCUUCAUGGUAUGUGUUAUGCAUGUAACAGUUGAGCAAUUAAGUUGUCUAGUUUUUGUGUGUAACACUCUGAACAAUGUGCGUUUUGUUUAGAUGCAUUUUUAGUGGUCAAUAGUAGAUCAAACUUACCUUGGAUAAAAAAAAAGCAUCCAAUGAAUGCUUUUGGAAA